Molecule: messenger RNA, 1683 nt
Organism: Pyricularia oryzae 70-15
Lineage: Eukaryota; Fungi; Ascomycota; Sordariomycetes; Magnaporthales; Pyriculariaceae
Exons: 2
Coding region: 1-1683 (560 amino acids)
Biological process (GO): transmembrane transport
Molecular function (GO): transmembrane transporter activity
Source: RefSeq, a predicted model, not a curated record
AUGUCUUCCACAACCCGAUUCGGUACAGGAGCUCUACGGGCAACUAGCCCCAUAUUCGCACCUGCAGGCCCAGUCCCUUUGGUCAGAACAACCUGGUCUGUGUACAAGUGGCCGGUGGUGCAGCUGCUCAGUUUCAUCAGUGCCAUGCUGCUCGGCUACGAUGUCAGCAACGUUGCCAACAUCCAGGUGCCCAUCGUGACCGACUUUGGUAAAGUCGAACUGCUCACCUGGGUCGCCAUCGGCUAUACAGUCGUCAACUCCUGCGUCGUGCCGCUUUGCCGCAGGCUGUACAUGUUUGGUGAUGCGAGGUGGCAUGUUUACAUUUACGCUUGCAUCUGGAUGGCGGGUGCUGCCGUCGCGGGAGCUGCGACAAGUAUGGAUCUCGUCGUGCUCGGGAGGGCGAUUAUUGGAAUUGGGGGUGCUGGGUUAUACCAAGGCAUUAUGUUCUACAACUACACUUUCUCCACACCCGUCGAAGCCCCCCGUGGCCAGGCCCUAAUCGGUGUCGGCUUUGCUAUCGGUCUACUGCUUGGCCCCGUCGUCGGCGGCGCCUUUGCUGAGAAUCACUCGACAACCUGGCGCUGGGCCAUGUACAUCAACAUUCCCGUCCUGGUGUUCCUCGUCGUCGGCUGGAUUGUCUCCUUACCCGCUCUGUAUCUGGGUCAGACCACGGGCCACCCAGCCGCUCGGCUUCGUGACAUCGACCUCCUGGGCUGGCUGCUACACAGCGCCUUUUUCAUUAUGCUGUGCUCCAGCCUUGUUUCCUCGGGCACGCGAUGGGAAUGGGGCUCGGAGUUGUGCACCGCCGCGUGGGUCUCUACGGGCAUCCUGGGCACGGUGUACGUGGCGCAGCAAGCCUUUUGCAUCUUCACCACGCCCGAAAACAGGAUCUUUCCCGUCAGGGUAUUACGCGAGCGCAUCUCGGCGCUAUUGGUGCUGUCGGUGGCCAUGGCGGCGGCCGCGUACGGCAUUUCGCUGUACUACACGCCGCUCUUCUUUGCGUUCACGCAGGACGCAACCCCGCUCGAGGCUGGGUUGGACCUCAUGCCGUUCAUCGGGAGCUUUGUCGGCACCACGAUCGUCGCCAACAUCUUGCUGUCGCGGCUUAGGCUAUACGCGCCGCUGUACGUGCUGGGAGGUGGCAUCAUUGUCAUCGGCUCGGCGCUGCAGAGCCUCGUGACGGUGGAUGAUCCAAAGUCGCUCAUUCUGGGAAAGCUGGCGGUCGUCGGUGCUGGCUUGGGCCUGGUGUUCCAGACGGGAGGGAGCGUGCUUAAGGCGGUGGCCGCGGGGGAUGCAGUUAGGGAAGGCGAUUACAUCACGGCGUUUGUGACGCUGCAAAUUUCAGGCGUUGCGCUGUUCACUUCUGUGGGUGGCUGCAUCUUCCAGAACCUUGGGGUGAAGUACGUGCGCGAGGCGAUCGAGCAGUACACACAUGGGAUGUUGGUACCGAACGACGGGACUGUACGAAAGGUGCUGGCUGGUCUGGGGUCGGAGCUAAUAGGCGGCCAGCAACUGACUGUGGAGCUGCGGAGGAAGGUGGCCGAGGGUGUCACGGAGGUUAUUCGUAAGCUGUACCUUAUUAUGGUUGCUGCUGGUGCGACAAUUCUACUGUGCGGGUGCUUCAUGCCGUGGGGAAGGUUGAAUUUCAUGUCGGCCGAUGAGGCCAAGAUGGAUGAAGCAUGA